AUGUCGCAUAUAAAUAUAAAUCAAUCACAAUUAAAUGAUGAAAGUAUAUCAUAUAUUAAAUCUACUCAUGAAAACAAUCAGUUAAUUUACCAUGGAGCACGAUUUUGUGUAAAACAAAAAAAUUUAAGUUCAAUUUUAUGGAGAUGUGUUAAAGGAAACUGUCCUGCUUCUAUUUCAAUUUCAAAUAAUAAUAUUGUUUUAAGAAAAAAUGAAAAUCAUAAUCAUCUUAUUGAUUCGAAUGAAAUUAAAGUUUUAGAACUUCGACAUAAAUUAAAAAAAGAUGCACAAAGCAGUUCAGAACCAAUUGAUAAAAUAGUAGAAUUAGGAUACUCAAAUAUGGUUACUACACAAAAAAUAAAUGAUUCAAUUGUAAAAUUUCCUACAAUGAAAACAUUAAAAAAUACUGUAAGUCGACAACGUCGAAAAAUCAGACCACCUUUACCAAAAUCACUCGAUAAUUUACCUCAUCCACUUCCACCAUUAUAUACAAUAACUAAAAAGAAUUUGAACUUUCUUUUAUAUGAUGGAAUAUUAGGUCAAAAAAGAGGCUUAAUAUUUGCAUCGCAAAAUGAUAUUGAGUACUUAGCAUACCAAAAAUUUUGGUAUGGUGACGGUACCUUUUACACAUCACCUUCCAUAUUUUAUCAAAUUUACAGUAUUCACACUUUCGAUGAAGGACUAUCAACUCCAUGUGUAUUCGCACUUCUACCAGAUAAAUUUGAAACAACAUAUUUUGAUUUAUUUUCUAUAUUGAUAAAAAAAAUAAUGGAAAUAUCCAAUAUUAUUCGACUUGAAUGUAUUACUAUAGAUUACGAACUGGCUGUUAAAAAUGUAUUUUGCAAACAUUUUCCACAUGUUGAAGUAAAAGGAUGCCUGUUCCAUUAUGGACAGGCAUUGUUUCGGAAAUUUGUGAGCUUAAAUUUAACAACACCAUUUAAAGAAGAUGAAUCUUUACGUCUAUGGUUUCGAAGUUUUGCUGCAAUUGCACUCUUACCAGAAACAGAUAUGGAUGAAGCAAUUGAAUAUUUACGUUCAAUAAAACCAUUAUUAUAUGAAAAAGAAAUUGAUUCAUUUUUGGAAUAUCAUAAUAACACUUAUGGCAUUAAUAGCAGAUUUCCACCAAAAAUGUACAACCAUUAUCGUAAUCUUAAACCACGUACUAUAAAUUAUCUCGAAGGUCGCCAUAAUCGUUGGAAAAAAAGAUCUACGAAAUCUCAUCAUGAUAUUUAUAUUUGCAUCGAUAUGUUUAAAAUCGAUCAACUAUUAGCUGCAGAUGAAAGAGAACGACAUGAAGCAGGAGCAGCUCCACCAAAACGUCGAAAAAAUACUCGAAUAGCAGAAGAAUCGUUAACUCGAUUAUGGGAUAAAUUAGAAAAAGAUCAGAUUACUAAAGAAAAAUUUUUAAAAGGCGCUGGACUUCGUUAUUUUCAAUAUUUAGAAAUUGAAUAA
Adineta steineri is the source of this 1449-nucleotide messenger RNA. The record is from the annotation of a GenBank genome assembly. Lineage: Eukaryota; Metazoa; Rotifera; Eurotatoria; Adinetida; Adinetidae.